AUGGAAAGAGAGGAUUUAAGCAAUUCUGAGCGUAAGACUUCUACUGUAGUUCCCCUGAGUGAGUUUUCACCGAUCAAGAUUUCUUCCCUAAGUAUGAUAAGGAAGGAAAACACUUGCUAUGAAUCAAACUUUAAGAGGAGUCAAUUGUCCAAAGAUAAUAUUAAUGAUGAUGUUGAUAACAAGGUCAAGGUGCUAAUCGCCCCUUAUAACAAGAAAGAGCUGUUAAACUAUAAAUAUAUGGAUUUUGAUUUGGAGAUGAAGAAUUCCCCUAAUCCUAACCUCACGCUAGAUGUGCAAAGCCUAAACUAUUGGAAAUAAGAUCACUGAUUUCGUGCUUAAGGAAGAACAGGAGUCGUUCAAGCUCACUCUCAAGGCUAUUAAGAGGAACUAUGAUCAUAUUAAGCUCCAAAAAUUACAAAAUAUUUUAAAGAAGAAGAAAUAGGAAGAAAUUUAAGUCAAAUAGAAGAAUUUCUGUCAUUAAGCCUAUCAGAAUUAAGAAGAAUUCUUUACUUGGUAUGGUCAUUCCUAAAUCAGGAAGAAGAUUUGCUAAUUCCAUCAGCCUUAAGAGCCAAUAUUUUAACAUGUGGUCACCAAAGAAGAGAGGAAUUCCUUCGAAUACGAGUUUUGCAGCUGAUAUGGAUGAUACUUUUACCGAAAUCUGUGAAGGUGAAAGUUCUGUUUCAAAAUAAUUCCCAGAAUAGUCAACCUUCUUCUAGGAAGAAAGAGACAAUCAACGAUUUGCCAAGUCAACAGCGAAAGUUACUUGAGCUAGCGAGGGAGAAAUAUAGCAGAUUUACUAGGAAAUGAAACAAGCAAAAGAAGACCAAGUUUAGAAGGAAAUCAAAGUUUCAGAAGCAAUUUAAGGAGUUUGACAAGAUGAGUGCUAUUAGAUAUCCUACUUUGAACAACACAAAAAUGAAUAACGGGUUUCAUAACAACAUUCCUCAAUUUAGGAGAUGUACCAAGGAGGAGCAUGCUAGUUUUCUGUGUGAUUUACCAAAACUAGAUAUUUCCACUACUCCCAUAGAGCCUAAGUCUAAAUCCCGAGCCCAAAAGUCUAAACUCCUAAGAUCCCUAGACGAAAGGGACCAUCGCGUGCUUACUUCCUGAGGAAUGGUCAAAAAGAAGGACCUUUUUACUAACCAAAGUCACCAAAAUUAUUUAAAUAACAGACUUAUCAUGGAAAAGUUUAAGCCACUGGUAGAGAUCCCUACGUCAGCUGCCACCCCCUUCUCGGGUUCAUCUUUAUGCAAUAGAAGAAGGCGCUGAGGGGCGAAGAAUAAGGUGGUUUAUCAGACUAAUUUGUGCCCAUUUGGAGGCAAAAGUGGGUUUAGGUACUCCUAAAAUGUUUCAAUUUG
This is a messenger RNA of Moneuplotes crassus, 1358 nucleotides long. NCBI's taxonomy places the organism in Eukaryota, Ciliophora, Spirotrichea, Euplotida, Euplotidae. The record is from the annotation of a GenBank genome assembly.